GUGCUACCCCUGUUGGUUCCGGAUUUCGGGUCCCGGUUUCGCCCUUCCUUAUUCCUUUUCUCGCUUUUGCUUAAUCUCUCAUCGAAUCGGAAGGUUUGCUUCGUGAGUCUGAUGCUGGCGAACACAUCAGCGGCUUUCAGGAUUUGUGGAAUGUUCCUUUGAUACCGGCGAGCGGAUCUGGUGCGGUCGUGUUGCAGAGCGAGGCAUCGGUGGAGCUGCGAGUCGAAGCUUGUCGCUUUCUGUUGGUUUCAUCGAUUUUUUCGAUAGGGUUGAAUCGUCAAACAGAGAGAGAAAGGUUGGUCAUAUUUUGGUACAUGCAUUUCCAUGAGUCCAGAAUUAAUGUCAUUCAAGCCAAAAAGGAAGACAAAGAAUGCGAGAAACAAGUACUUGAAUGCUGGCUCACUUGAUCUGUUCAGUUGCAGCAGGACUACCACCAGAAAUUCCACAGAUGUUAGUAAGAGAAAGUUAUUGUUGGAGUCUAAAAAGGGGGGAGAAACAAAUGAACUACAUCAUCAGGAGGCCGUCCAAAAUAGUAUCCUUUCUCCAAUUAAGGAGUUUCAGACAGCAGCUGAAGUUAAUAUGCUGCACAGACAGCCUCAAACACCAAAAACACCAAAAGCUGUAAAUCCCAAGGGUUUGUCAAGACUUGAGUCACUGCCUAUGGAUCUUCUGGUUAAAAUCCUGUGCUACUUGCAUCAUGAUCAGUUAGGAGCUGUUUUCCAUGUUUCCCAGCGGAUUAGAGGAGCUGUCCUUUCAGCUAGACAACAACAUUUUGACUACACUACUCCUGACAGAUCUAGGCAAGAGUUGCUUAGGACUAAAACUCCUGCUCCUACGGAGCAUUGGCAAUUCAUGAGCAUGGAAAAUGGGAGGAUCAUACAAAUGGCAAGCCCACAUACCCCAAAAGCUCCAAGACAUGGGCCUCGCCCUUCUCAUCUUCACACUAUGGACAUGAAACAGAUUUCAGCUGUUCUUUUCCAGGAAUCUUCAUUACAUGGAAGACGCAAACCUCCAGGUUUGCCCAGACCAGCUUGGAAGUCAGUGGCUCCUACCAGAGUUCUACUAUAUGAAGAUGAGCUCUGCCAGGCAGUGGCACAUAAUAAACUUCUUUGAAGCUUGUGGCAGAGUAUGACGCCCACAAGCACUAUUUUUUCUUGGUGUAGUAAUGCUAGUCUAUACUGCAGGUUUGCAGCUUGCAAACUCUGCAUUAUGUCUUCAGAAAACUAUGAAUUAGUGAUCAUAUAUGCAAGAAAUUUAUGAGCCGACACUUGAUUGUACAUAGGUCUGGAUAUUGAUCCGGCUCUCCUUUCUUCCCCUUAGAACAUGCUAACUUGCAUUUUUGGUUUUUCCUAGUACGUGUAAAAUUUACUCUAGGAAAGUUGCCUUCUCUUGUUCUAGAGGAUAUCAAUAUGAAACUUCAAUAUGUAACUUUAAAACA
Messenger RNA from Zingiber officinale, 1438 nucleotides. Its product is annotated as F-box protein At4g35930-like. NCBI's taxonomy places the organism in Eukaryota, Viridiplantae, Streptophyta, Magnoliopsida, Zingiberales, Zingiberaceae. The transcript has 6 exons. The record is from RefSeq and is a predicted model, not a curated record. Gene Ontology annotation, molecular function: protein binding. The coding region runs from base 325 to 1113 and encodes 262 amino acids.